AUCACUCUUUCGUGAAAAUAUAGUGGUAAUUGUGAUAGUUUCCAUAUCCCUUUGCAAAUCUGGGAUCAGCUUCGUUAGAGCCUACAGUGGAACGGGAUAUUCUUAAUUUAAUGGGUGAGACAGAGGUUUCGAAAACAACUGUAGGAGUCCACCAGAACAAGGGAAAUGGACCCUUCAAGGCAUUUGAUUCGGCAUUUUCUGCAGUUUUUGUUCAGCUGCCUCGCACGCUUCAGAAUUGUCUCAAGUCUCGUUUCCAAAGGUUAGCAAAGGAUAUGGAAGGAGUAAAAUUGAGGGGGACCCCUGCUUUAAGAAAGGAGAAAAGAUCAUCUACUCCUUGGGAAAUUGAUCUGGAAAAGCAGAUGCUAGCAUGGAGUGAAAAUCCAUCAUGGGUUGAUCAACCUCCAGAAAUAAAGGUCAGCGUACCAAAAGGUUCUCUUUGCAACCUCAACGUAAAAGUUAAUAUUGGGCUGCCUCCAGAUGCAGUAUAUAAUAUUGUGACAGACCCUGAUAAUAAGAGGGUUUUCAAGAAUAUUAAGGAAGUAAUAUCCAGAAAGGUUCUGGUCGAUGAAGGUCUGAGGCAGGUGGUAGAAGUGGAGCAAGCAGCCUUAUGGAGAUUUCUUUGGUGGUCAGGAACCAUAUCGGUUCAUGUUUUAGUAGAUCAAAACAGAGAAGAUCACUCGAUGAAGUUCAAGCAAGUGAAGACAGGGUUUAUGAAAAAAUUCGAAGGGUGCUGGACGGUAGAUCCUGUGUUUGUCGAUGAAAAAAUCUGCUUCCCCCUUAAGCCAAAGACAUGGAAAGAUUAUUUUGCAUGUACGGGAGGGAAAGGAAGGGUUGGCUCAAAAGUGAGCUUGGAACAACUGAUACAGCCGGCCCUUGUUCCACCGCCACCCAUCUCCUGGUAUCUCAGGGGAAUAACCUCCAGGACAACAGAGAUGCUGAUAAACGAUCUGCUUGCUGAAGCUGCCAGAAUUAGGGGAGAUUUUUGCCCCGGAAAUUCUGGUAAAGAGCUUGAAACAUCCAAGGAAAAGUUUGAUGAAUGCCUAGCCUAUAACAAUAUAUGUGAUAUUAAAGAAAGAUGGGCACUGCAUAGAAGAAAUGCAAAGCAAGGUCAGAGAAGGCUUCUGACUGCCAAUUGAUCAACUUGUGUUUAAUUUCUCGUUAUCAACUUAUCUAUAUACAUUGUAGCUGUAAUUGAUAUCUGAGUUGUCUAGCAAUGAUUGAUAAUAACAUAUAUCCAUCGAAA
Juglans microcarpa x Juglans regia is the source of this 1243-nucleotide messenger RNA. RefSeq lists its product as uncharacterized. Bases 111 to 1136 code for a protein of 341 amino acids. NCBI's taxonomy places the organism in Eukaryota, Viridiplantae, Streptophyta, Magnoliopsida, Fagales, Juglandaceae. The transcript is spliced from 6 exons. The record is from RefSeq and is a predicted model, not a curated record.